Messenger RNA from Cricetulus griseus (Chinese hamster), 9922 nucleotides. The record is from RefSeq and is a predicted model, not a curated record. NCBI's taxonomy places the organism in Eukaryota, Metazoa, Chordata, Mammalia, Rodentia, Cricetidae.
UUUGCUGAGUUUCCUAUGAACUGUGCCCCAGAGGGAUUCUCCAACACACGUGAGCUCGCUCGCAGAUUUCCCCAGCCUACUGGACAGUUACAGCUGAGCCAAGCUGCUCCCUGGGAGCCAAAGAGGCCCCUCUGGGGGUGGCUGUGUAGUCUUCACAGGUGCCAUGACGCAGCAGCCCCAGGAGGACUUUGACAGAAGUGUGGAGGAUGCCCAGGCGUGGAUGAAGGUGGUACAGGAGCAGCUUCAGGUCAAUGACAACACACAGGGACCCCGAGCAGCCCUGGAGGCACGGUUGCGAGAGACAGAGAAAAUCUGCCAGCUGGAGCCUGAGGGACGAGUGAAGGUGGAACUGGCCCUUCGGGCAGCUGAGGCCCUUCUGGCAACCUGCCAGGAGGGCCAGAAGCCUGAGAUCCUGGCCCAGCUGAGGGAUAUCAAGUCCCAGUGGGAGGAGACGGUCACCUACAUGACUCACUGCCACAGCCGCAUCGAGUGGGUGUGGCUACAUUGGAGCGAGUAUCUGCUGGCCCGGGAUGAGUUUUACCGCUGGUUCCAGAAGAUGGUGGUCACACUGGAGCCCCCUGUGGAGCUGCAGCUGGGCCUGAAGGAGAAGCAGUGGCAGCUGAGCCACGCCCAGGUAUUGCUGCACAAUGUGGACAAUCAGGCCGUGCUCCUGGAUAGGCUGCUGGAGGAGGCAGGCUCCCUGUUCAACAGGAUCGGGGACCCCAGCGUGGAUGAAGAUGCCCAGAAGAAGAUGAAGGCUGAGUAUGAUGCUGUGAAGGCCAGAGCCCAGCAUAGGGUGGACCUCCUGACCCAAGUGGCCCAGGAGCAUGAGCAGUACCAGGAGGGUGUGAACGAGUUCCAGCUGUGGCUGAAGGCGGUGGUGGAGAAGGUACACAGCUGCCUGGAGCGGAACUGCAAGCUAACUACGGAGCUUCGCCUCUCUGCACUGCAGGACAUCGCCAAGGAUUUCCCCAGGGGCGAGGAAUCUUUGAACAUAUUGGAGGAGCAGGCUGAGGGUAUCAUUCAGAACACCUCUCCCUUGGGUGCAGAGAAGAUCUCAGGGGAGCUGGAGGAGAUGCGGGAUGUCCUGGAGAAACUGAGAGUCCUCUGGAACGAGGAGGAAGAGAGGCUGCGGGGCCUGCUCCAGUCCAAGGGGGCCUGUGAGCAGCAGAUCCUGCGGCUGGAGGCGGAGCUGGGAGAGUUCAAGAAAAGCCUCCAGAGAUUGGCCCACAAGAGCUUGGAGCCCGUGAUGAAGACAGCCACAGAGGAUGAGCUGGUGGCCCACUGGAGACUGUUCUCGGGGACACAGGCUGCACUGGCUUCAGAAGAGCCCCGUGUAGACCGGCUACAAACUCAACUGAAGGAACUUGUCACCUUCCCCGACCUGCAGUCACUCUCUGACAGCGUGGUGGCUGCCAUUCAGGAAUAUCAAAGUAUGAAGGGAAAGAACAGCAGGCUCCACAAUGCAACCAGGACAGAGCUGUGGCAGCGUUUGCAGCGGCCUCUCAAUGACCUGCAGCUGUGGAAGGCCCUGGCCCAGAGGCUCCUGGACAUCACCACCAGUCUGCCGGACCUGCCCUCCAUUCAUACCUUUCUACCCCAGAUUGAGGCGGCCCUAGCCGAAAGCUCCCGCCUGAAAGAGCAGCUGGCGAUGCUGCAGCUGAAGACGGACUUGCUGGGUAGCAUCUUCGGCCAGGAGAGAGCAGCCGCUCUCCUGGAGCAGGUGGCAAGUUCUGUGAGGGACAGAGACUUACUGCAUAACAGCCUUCUGCAGAAGAAGAGCAAACUGCAGAGCCUGCUCGCCCAGCACAAAGACUUCGGGGUGGCUUUUGACCCCCUCCACAGGAAGCUCCUAGACCUCCAAGCCAGGAUCCAAGCAGAGAAUGGGCUUCAGCGGGACCUUCCUGGAAAGCAGGUCCAGCUCCUAAGGUUGCAGGGCCUGCAGGAAGAGGGUCUCGAUCUGGGGACACAGAUAGAGGCUGUGAGGCCUCUUGCCCAGGGGAACUCUAACCACCAACACAAAGUGGACCAGAUUUCCUCUGACCAGCAAGCCCUGAAGAGGUCCCUUGAGGACCUUGUGGACAGGUGUCAGCAGAGCGUACAGGAGCACUGCACCUUCAGCCACCGGCUGUCAGAGCUGCAGCAGUGGACCACCCUGGUCACACAGACGUUGGAGUCACACCAAGGGGAUGUGAGUCUGUGGGAUACUGAGACCCAAGAGACUGGACCCGAGAGGCUGCUGGCUGAAAUUCCAGAGAGAGAGGUCCAGCUGUCCCUGCUCCAAGCACUGGGCCAACUUGUGAUGAAGAAGUCUUCCCCAGAGGGGGCGGCCGUGGUCCAGGAGGAUCUGAGGAAGCUGAUGGAAUCCUGGCAGGCCCUGCGUCUGCUAGAGGAGAAUCUGCUGAGUCUCAUUAGAAACCAGCAGCUGCAGAGGACCGAGGUGGACACAGGGAAAAAACUGGUUUUCACCAACAACAUCCCAAAGGCCGGCUUUCUCAUAGACCCCCGGGACCCCAUUCCCAGGCGGCGGCAUGGGGCAAACCUACUGGAAGAACAUGACCUCCAUGAAGAUCACUCCCAGCUCCUGAGGGACUUUGAACAGUGGCUGCAGGCAGAAAACUCCAAGCUACUUGGAAUCAUCACAAUGAGAACAGCCACAGCCAAGGACUUGAGGACCAGAGAGAUGAAGCUGCAGGAGCUGGAGGCUCGAAUCCCAGAAGGCCAGCAUCUCUUUGAGAACCUGCUCCGUGUCAGGCCAGCAAGGGACCCCACCAAUGAGCUGGAAGAUCUGCGCUAUCGUUGGAUGCUGUACAAAUCCAAGCUCAAGGAUUCCGGCCACCUGCUGACACAGACUUCUCCAGGGGAGCUGACUGCAUUCCAGAAGAGUCCGCAGAGGCGGUGGCGGAAUCCCUGCUCUCUCCUACAGAAAGCGUGCCGCGUGGCGCUACCAUUGCAACUGCUGCUCCUGCUCUUUCUUCUGCUGCUCUUCCUGCUGCCUGCCGGCGAGGAGGAGCGCAGCUGCGCCCUGGCCAACAACUUCGCCCGCUCCUUCGCGCUCAUGCUUCGUUACAACGGCCCCCCGCCCACCUAGCCCACUGGGGCGUACAGGUGACCUUCUGCAGUCCCUCAGAGGCUGGCUGCCAGGGGGAAGCUGGACGGACCAGACACCCAGAACAGCCUCAGUCUAAAUGCUGCAUCUGUUCCCAGAACAAACUUGCUUUUUCUACGAUGCCAUCUCUGCCUAUUUAUACUAAAUGUGUACUAUGUGUGGUUAGAGACUAAUGUACAGAAUUUUUAUAUGCCGUGUCUGUAUAUGCUCAGUGCAGAUGACUUCAGAUACGAUGUCUCUUUGUGCCUGUGGAAGUCCCCAGCAGUGUGCUUCCCUAAUGGGAUUUGUGACACUCGUGCCUUAGCUUCCUGCCAUCCCUGCAAGGAGAAAUCACACAUUACUUUUAUGACGACCUGUCUCCCAGGAAUCCAGAUGUCAGUGCAGAAGCCUCUGAGCUGUGAACGUAGCUGAACAGACCCCGAGCCCUGGGGCUCUUGUGCAUGUGGGCUAGAUAGAGAGAAGCAGUGAUGUCCAGGCACAGGCCCAGCCCAAGCACUGCGACCGGACAAGUGACAGAGGGAUACAGAGAGGAGCAGACUGAUGCAGUUCCACAGAGUGAUGGGGCUUAGUGUGCCCCACCCCCACACAGCAGCCACUGAUAGCACAGACCAUCGAGGAAAGCCUGUGACCAUGACCGUGGCCCCAUAUCUUCAGGAAGUGGCCGGGGUGUUGUUUGUGUUUUCUCUAGGAGAAAGAAAAUGAAAGAUGAACUUGACUUUUUAUUCUUGUGCACGAGGGUGAAGCACUUUGCCAGUGGCCUGUGCCAGUCCCAGGAGGCCUGUGCCAUCAUUGCUGUUGGGCAGUCUACAGAUUAGGGUGUGAGCUGAGGGUAGAGUGGAAACACAGGCCCACACAAGGCAGAGAGGAAAAGACUCAGCCCAUCUGAUGGGGUCUCUCUUCCUUUCCAAGAAGGAACUGCACAGAUUGGUGGGUCUACAGGGCCUAGGCAGGUACCACUCACAACCCACCCCUGUAGCCCCAGAGCUCACAAACUAGCCCCAGGCAGGGGCAAGCAAGGUGAGCUCUAGGCAUGUGUGGGAGGCAUCUGGGGUGACUCUGGUUUAUGCCCAAGGCUGGAAACAUGACCAGGGAAUUCUGGGAUGAUACCUAAGUGGAUUAAAACUGGAUCAGGUUUGCCCUAAACUGACACUUUUUUUCAUUUAGAAAAUUCUUAAUGCCCCCUUUUGACAUUAAGGGGUGCCUUCAGGCCUUGUCAUCAGAUACCCAACCACAGUGUUAAAGACCCAGAGAGGCACCUUAAACACAACCAAUACUGAGACCCUAAGAGGGACCCAACUCUAAGGUCACCACCACCCUUAUGCACACACACCAAGUCCCUCCCAAGCUGGCAUCAGGCCACAGCAUGUCUGGCUUCAUCUUAGUACAGCACCUAGGAAAGGCUGGGCACUGGCAAGCAGGAAUGCAGUGCCUUGGGGCCUGUUACUCAGCUACAAGGCCUCUCCUGCACCUAGCCACUUUACUAGGAAAUCAGGGGCGUGUGAACCCUGACUUCAGACCCUGAUAGCCGAGUCCUGAGGCUCACAAGACCAUUGGUCCACCAUUGAUCAGAAGUGUGGCAAAGGACAUCUGCACUUCCUUUUCCACCAGCCCAUUUCACAGGUGGGAAACCUGAGGCCCAGAAAAGGGAGAUCACUUCCCCACAGCCACAUAGCAGUGGGUUGGUCACCAGUCUUCAGGUGAUAUGGUGUACUAUAUAGCACAACCUCCCACACCUCCCUUCCCAGGAAGAACAGGGCUGGGGCAUGUCUCAGAGAUGAUGGAGCACCUGUCCAACAGGUGUGAGUCCUGGGUUCCAUCCCCAGAACUUAAGAGAAAAAAGAAAAAGGAGAAAAGAGAGCUUUUUCCUAUGAAUGUAGUCAUGUCUCAUGGUAAAUGCUUGGGAGGGUGAAACUGUACUAUGUGGGUGGCGGGCUGAUGGGGGAUAUAUCUAUAUUUUUAAUUAUCGAUAAUGGCACUGUGGAUUGCUUAUUUGCAUAACUUUUUUAACAGAGGGGGCUGAUAUUUUUAUUACUUUCAUAUGAAUAUAGCUGGAAUAUGACAUACUAGACAUCUCUGGGUGCUCUUCAAACUUCUUUUGCUUAAAGUGGGUAAGGCCACCUGCUACAGGCAUGUUGCCUCCUAGCCAAUUACCAUAGAGAGUUGGAAAGUGUCCCUGGGGAGAAGUGUUGGGGCUUAAAAAACUUUGAAAGUCUUUGUUAGGGGUGUGUGUGUGUGUGUGUGUGUGUGUGUGUGUGUGUGUGAUUGUUCUUUGGUCCUGCAGACAGUGCUCACAUGUAACCAGGAAUGUGUAUGUGUGAGGGUCCAAGCAGGUGAUAUCAGUGCCGUUCGUUGGUCCCCUACCCUGUGCCCCUCUUUCUGCUCCAUCUGUUCUCCAAGAAUGCAGGAGCAGAGACUGUGUUUAUAAUGCAGAUGGGUAACUGGAGUUGGUGGUCAGGACAGCAGGUGAGCUAGGAAGCCCUGGAGGUGCUGGUGGGAAAGAAGGGGGGGCUGACCACUACACAACUACACACACACAGGCUGUGCUAGUUUGGAAGAAAGUGGCCCACUCUCAGGAGGUGUGGCAUUGGUGCCGGAAGUAUGUCACUGUGAGGGUAGGCUUUGAGUUCUCUUUUGCUCACGCUUCCCUCAGUGUGAUAGUCAGUCAACUUCCUGUUGCCUUCUGGUCUGGUUGUAGCCAGUACCGUGUCUGCCUGAAUGCCACCAUGCUCCCUGUCAUGAUAAUGGACUGAACCUCUGAAACUGUAAGCCACUACCCCAAUUAAAUGUCUAAAUGUCUUCUUUGUAAGAGUCGCUAUGGUUAUAAUGUCUCUUCACAGCGAUAGAAACCCUAACAAGACACAGGCAAUGCCUUUCCUUGGGGAACCAGCACAUUCGGUGCUGGCAUUUCAUUGAAUCCCACACUGCCCACGCCAGUUCAAACCUGAUAGUUCUUCAUCCCUAAAUGUGAGAUGAGAAACUGAGGCCUUUUUUUUUUGAGGGGGGGCUUUCGAGGCAGGGUUUCUCUGUGGCUGUGGAGGCUGUCCUGGAACUAGCUCUUGUAGACCAGGCUGGUCUCAAACUCACAGAGAUCGGCCUGCUUCUGCCUCCCGAGUGCUGGGGUUAAAGGUGUGCGCCACCACUGCCCGGCAAAACUGAGGCUUUUAAAGAUAUAAAGUCACUUGUCCAUGUUCAGGUGAGACUCGAAUCCAGGGUUAUUGGGAGGAGAGGGCUUUGAGCUGGGCCACAAGCGUCAGUCUCUGUGGCCUCUGGGAAUGGUGUCACUGAGUGGCAGCUCUCUGCCCCCGGCUCCAUUGAGGUGGGAUUAGGGAGACUCAGCUUCCUGUGAUCUAUCUAGUCUGUGGCUCUUUGAGGAAUCACCUCAGCAGGCAUAGCCAUGUGUCAUUGGCCAUCCUCAUGUUGCUCCAGGACGUAAGCUCCAGGGACCUGAGGCCACUGAUGUCCCCAAUCAUUGUCCUCACUUCCCUGUGGGACCAGAGUCCUAAGAUGCUUUAGAGAAAGGAAACUGGGGUUCCUUUGCAGCCCGAGACAAGGAGAACGACAAGCCCCUAGUGAGCCACUGCUGGAAGGCCAGGUGCCAAGGGUGUGGGCCACCCUGUCAGGAUGCUCAGGCUGCCUGACAGCAAGAGAGACUGAGGGGACUGUUCUUUCUCCAUGCAGUGUGGAGCCAGGACUGACCAAAUCAACAAGCUCUGAACAGAAAGAGAGAUAGGAAGUGGGGGUAGAAGAGAGAGAAAAAGAGAGAGAGAGAGCGAGGGAGAGAGAGAGAGAGAGAGAGAGAGAGAGAGAGGAGAGAGAAGAGGAGGAGGAGGGGUGGGAGAGGGGAAGAUGGAUGGAUGGAUGGGUAGAUAGACAGACAAAUAGAGGAAGUGUCUGUCCGUCUUCAUUUUAACUCACAUAUUAAGCCCUUGGAGUUCCUUCUUGGGGCCAUACAUGUUAGAACAUUAGGGUAAACAAAGUCUAGGCCCUGCCAUCCGGACCUCCUAGACCAGGAAGUGUCUGUUGUGUAUAAGAUGCUAAACCCAGACUAGGGCCUUGGUCCUUAACAUCUGCCUCCCACACAUGCUCAACCCACCAGGAGGACCGUGGAGGAGACCCAGGGGACCUGGGGAUAAGUAGGCGGGUGUCUCACAGCCUCUGCAAGUUAAAUGUGGCUGUGACUAUGAAGGCAGAGGCGAUGUACUAGGGCGGACAGAUGAGGGUCAGGAGAGAGGGCCUGGGCAUAGCAGAAGGGAGGGAAGCUCACCAGCUGGGCCUCUAGAGGCCUCAAGGGAGAUCCUUGGGAUCUGAGCCCGGAAGCUGGGCAGGAGGCUGUCUAUAGCUGUGGACAUCUAAGUUUUUAGACACAACCCAGGAAGGAUCACACCCCGUUUCCCUCUCAGGGAGUCAGCCUACAGUGGAGGCUCCUCUGCUCCCCUCACCCUAGUCUUGUACUUUGUCCAGGUCAGCACAGAGGAGAGAAGUGGAUCAUUCCCUCCCUUAACCUACCCAUGGCAGACAUGAGUAGUUGAUCACUGAGCCUUUCUCUCUCUCCUGCCUGAAUAGAUUUCCUGAUCAGCAAAACACUUCAAGUGUUACUGCUAAUUUGUCCUGUGGGAAGUACCUUUUUAUCAUCCUCAUCCCUCAUCCUAGCGCCCCCCAGAAGACUAAAUUCUUGCCUGCUUCUUUCCCUCAACCCCCACAUUAACUUUAGAACAUUCCAGUAGUAAGAAGUCAGUUUUUCUUAGCAAGGAAGAAAGGUAGAAUGGACCAGUCUGGCCACUAUUGGAACCUGAAUCUCAGGUUCAUUCUGAGCCCUGUAUCUGGAUCUCAUGCUCUGUUAGCAGAACUUGGAGGCGUGGCCCUUUGAAGUUCCAGAAAUGGCCUCUGUGCUGCCCACUGGCUCCUGCCAGUUGCCAGGAGUCCCAGAGCCCUUCAUAUCUACUCAGGGAAUGUCCACCCUGGGAAACCUGGAGAGAAGAGAUGUGCUACAGAGGCAGCUUCUCCCUGGUCCUGCAGAGGCAGCCGCUCGCCCGUCCUGCGGAGCCUGGACUGAGCUUGUCACCUGCUCUGUGUUCAAAUCUUCCAGGACGAUCACAGUGGCUUUCAGUCAUUCGAGGCUACACUGGGCUCCUGAGAGCAACUUCUGGAAAGGGAAAAAAGGGCCACAGCUUUCUAGACUAGUGCUAACCUUCUAGCAGGGGCCCAGCAUCACCCCAUAGACAGACCCCGGGGCCUCUUUAUCACAGGGUUGCACCUGAAGGACUUAAGAUCAGCUGGCAAUUCCCCCUCAGCCCCCAGGCACAAAGGAAGGCCUUCUGUUUGUCAACAUAAGAGCAAGCACAGGGUGGGGGGUGUUUUAAAAAAUGUAACAGAAGAACAAAAGCCUAGAAUCUCCCAGCACAAGUGCUACAGGCAGCCCACUGACUCAGCACCUCCAGGCACCUGCCUGCCUUUGGUUCCCAUGGUAACAUCAUAGGUGCUCACAGGAUGGUACCCAGCCAUCCCUGAACACAGGAGGCAGCAACGGCAGAGGAGUUCGGCUUCCCAAGAGAUGCCAGUUUCCUUUCAAAGUCCAGAGCUGCCUGAGGGCCUCAGUGCCUCUCAGCUCUGUGGGGAAGGGCCAUGUGAGUCCUCCAGUCCCUGCUCAGUGCUGUUGUGCUAGACUCCUGGUGAUGCUGUGCAGAUGAGGGGCAGAGCCUUAGUCUCUCUUCUAGUUCUGAGGGAAGAGAACAGAAGAGACCCACAAGGAAGGACCUGAAAUACAGCCCAACUCCUGAGAGCCUGGGCUAUGGAGUCAUGAGUUUAGGGUUAGGUGCUGAACUCAGAGCACAGACAGAGCUAACACCUACCUAAAAGCAUCCAGCCAAUGAGUUAAGUAAGACAUUUAGAAUUCAAACCCAGGGUUAAUAUUUUUCUGCCACUGUGUGGAACUUGCCUUCAUGUUCCAUUACUUUUCCUUCCCUUGUGGACCACAGGCCACUGUUACUCCAGAAUCUUGUUAGCCUGCUGGAAGGUGCCAUUCUCGUGCAGGGGAUGCAGAGCUCCUUUCCUGUGCCCACUCUGCCAGCAAGCUCUUUGACUCCCAUUGCCAUUGGGAGUUGGGAGCACCAGGAUGGAGUGCCAGGGGCAAGGCUGGAAACAGACUCCAGCCACCGCUGUCAGGGGCAGAUGCAGGACAGAGGUUGCUUUGAGAGAUCACUGUGUGUGUGCCAAAUUCUUCUAGAAGAGCAAAGAUGCAGGGGUCUGGCAAGUUUUUGGAGCUCCUGGGAUAAAGAGGUGGACAGGGAAGGCGUGUGCAUGUCUGUGUGCAUGCGUGCACACAUGCUUGUAUGCAUACAUGUGUUCGUGCGUGCAUAUGUGUGUUUGUGUGUUUGUUACAUAAUUGUGUUUUGGUGUCCAGAGCAAUCAAAUUCAUUAUUUAAACUGUUCCCUUGUGUAAACAGUACAGAAGGACCUUCUCUUGUCACAAGUCUCUGUGAUUAUAAAACAUGAAUUUUUGAUAAGUUCAGCUUUCUGGGAAGGCAGGCAGAAUUGGAGCCAAAUGACGGUCUUGGAACAUGUGUGUGUUAUCUUGGUUCAUAUCAAGUCCAGAGCUGACUGAGGGCCUCAGCUCUGUGGGAAGGGCCAUGUGAGUCCUCUGGCCCCAGCUCAGUGCUGUUGAAAAGUUGCUUGGAGAUCCCUGCCUCUUGUUCACUUAAGUGUCAGUAAUACUCUGCAAGAUAAUUUCAUGUUUUCAUUGUUGUUUUAUGGGUUUUUUUCUUACUGUAUCUGCCCUUUGUUUGAAAAUAAAAAAAGCUCUAUUUUGGUCUAUGA